AUGAGUGAUAGAAGAUGUUUCGAAUAUCUCGAUAGAUCUUUACGGGAUGUACUAGACUGUAACGAACACGCUUUCGGUGGGAUUUCUGUUCUUCUUGGUGGCGACUUUCGACAAACGCUUCCCGUCUUGCCAAAGGCCACACGUUCUCAGAUUGUUGAGUUUACACUGCCAAAUUCGCAUUUAUGGAGUCUUUUCGAAAUUCACAUGCUGACACAGAACAUGAGGUUAGUUUCAAAUAUGGAUAAUGACAUAGAUAGACCCUCAAUGAGAAGCUUUGCUGAAUGGCUGCUUCAAAUUGGUGAUGGAUUGGUUGGGCAGCCUGAUAUAGAGGAUCCACACGAUACCUCAUGGAUACAAAUUCCAUCCUCAUUACUGAUACCACCGGGUUCCAAUUCUCUCGAAAAUCUCAUACACUUUGUAUAUGAAACAGCUAUGCUCAACAAUCCCACUGCGACAGAUCUGUCAGUUCGGGCAAUCGUGUGUCCAACAAAUGAAAUGGCUGAUAUGAUAAAUAGUAUUGUUUUAAAAAAAAAUUGGGACAAAUGGUAA
This is a messenger RNA of Lactuca sativa (garden lettuce), 549 nucleotides long. The record is from RefSeq and is a predicted model, not a curated record. Lineage: Eukaryota; Viridiplantae; Streptophyta; Magnoliopsida; Asterales; Asteraceae.